Messenger RNA from Procambarus clarkii (red swamp crayfish), 7343 nucleotides. NCBI's taxonomy places the organism in Eukaryota, Metazoa, Arthropoda, Malacostraca, Decapoda, Cambaridae. The record is from RefSeq and is a predicted model, not a curated record.
AUGGAAAGUCUGAGGGGCAAGGAACCAGGGAGUAACGAGUGUGAGAGAGUGACGAGGGUGACCUGCCAGCAGGGGACGCGGGAGCCAGAGGUGACCAUCCGGCUAACAUCGACCAGUGCGUGGAGCAAGAGUCAGGUGCGGUACAGCUUCACCACCACCAGCUACCAGGGGGUGAGGGCCGACGACCUGGUGCUCGACCUGUUGACCCUGCCCUCCAGGACCGUGCACAGGGACCUGUACCAGGACACCCGUCACCAGAACAUCAGGCAACACCCGCCAGAUGAAGGAAGUGAGGAGGCUGCGAGACUGCUGGAGGAGGUGUAUGAAGACCUGCUGACCAGGGAGGAGAUGGCCCGCCUUGACUCCCAGCCCAACCCCUUCACCUUCACCGAGAGGGUCUCCCAGACCACCAGGUUCACCUCCAGAGACCUGGAGGUGCAGACGGAGCCGCCGCCCAGCACAGUGUUCACCGUCAGUGUGGGCCCCGCCGCCAUCUACGACGCCUACCAGCACAACUACCUCAAGAUCCUCGAGAGCGAGCGAGAGAGGGAGAGAGAGAGGGAGAAAGAACGGGAGAGAGAAAGAGAGAGGGAAAGAGACAGAGAAAGAGGAAAUGGCAAAGGAAAAAGGCAUCUUCAGGGACAGAGGCAAGAGGAAUACAAAUGGGCAGAUACAGCAUUGUAUAUAUCGUACAGGUAUGAUGAGUUGGGUACCCCAUUACCAGCCCAGGAGGUGGUGGUGGCGUCGGACCCGCUGGUGGUGACGGUGCUCCCCAGCCGCAGGCGGCAGGAGGCGGCCAGGCUCAGGACCUCCGCCAAGGUGCUGGAGAGGAUGGUGACCCAGAACAUUUACGACGACAUCACACAAGACUUCCGGUACUGGGAGGACGGAAGCGACGAGUUCCGUCCACUGGAAGGGUCGCUGCUGCCACUGUGGAAGUUCCACCACGACAAGUCUCGCGCCCUCGUCGUCUCUCACAUCAAGUGGAGUCCCGUCUACCCGGACCUCUUCGCUGCCGCCUACACUGCUGGGGAGCUGGUGGAGACGGAGGGCAUGGGCAUGAUGUGCUUGUACACCCUCAAGAACCCCGCCACCCCAGAGAGGGUCUUCCGCGCCCCCUGUGGCGUCACCUCGGUGUCCUUCCACCCCAAGUACGGGAGCAUGAUAGCGGCCGGAUGGAGCGACGGAACAGUAGUCAUAUAUGACACCCGCUGCUCAGCCUCGCCAGUGAUCAUCGCCUCCACAACCCUGGCAGGCAAGCACCUCCUCCCUGUCCUCCAGGUAGAGUGGGUGAGAACGGAGCCAGGAGAGGAGCUGUGUCUGUACUCGGUGUCUCUUGACGGUCGACUGACGCAGUGGCAGGUACGAGCCUCCAGCCUGGUCCACACUGACGUCCUGCACUUCCAGGCGUAUGACCACACCUCCAAGUUCACCGGCAGUGACACCAUGCUGCUGGAAGGAGCGGGGACUUGUGUAGCCUUCAGGCCGGAUAAGGAGGAGGUGGUGCUGGUUGGAGUGGACUCCGGUGCCAUAUUCCAGUGUUCCACCCACUCGAGCGAACACUCCCUCACCCGCUACCCGGCCCACACUGCCGCUGUCAGAGCCGUCGUGUGGAACCUUCACCACCACAAAGUCUUCAUCUCCUGCUCAGUGGACUGGACUGUCAAAGUCUGGUUUCAGUAUCAUCUGUCACCACUGGUGGUUCUUGACUUGGGAGGCGCAGUAGCCGAGGUCAGCUGGUCACCCUACAGCAGCAGUGUCUUCGUAGCAGCCACAGACGAGGGUCGGGUACACGUCUAUGACCUGUUCCUCCGGAAGUGUCGUCCACUGUGUGUCCAGAGUCUAGUGCAGCGGCGACGUGUAGCGGCCACCUGUGUUGCCUUCAACCCCUUCUAUCCCAUUAUCCUGGUGGGAGGCGAGAAAGGUACCCUGGUGUCGCUGAAGCUGUCGCCCAACCUGAGGAAGGUGCACAAGGACGCCAAAGGUGCCGAUGAACUCAAGUUGAAGGACAUAGAACUCUCCAAGAUGGACAGACUGGUGGCUACCAACAAGGGUUAACUUACCUAAGACUCUAUCACCACUAUACCGUUAAGUUCACGUUCACAGUUACGGUUGAAAUUGAUCACACUCCAGGUAGAUACAUUGCAUUAAUCUGGGAACAUCAUACUAAUACAUUUUAUGUUUUAAUAAAACUUGUUUUAAUGUUUAAGUUUUGUCACCAUUUUAACACUCAGGCGUGAGCAUGAGAGACAUAUGUCGGCUGUUAAUUAUUAUAUGAAUUAUUAUUAUAAUUAUUGUAUGAGUUAAUUGAAGAACUGGAGGGUUGGGCCUCCAGGAGCAUCAGGCAUCGCGCCGGUGACGUCAUAGGCCUAGGUGCAGGCCACAGACACAAGUCACAUCGUACACAAGAUGGUCCCGUUCGCGAAUAUUAAAUCCAACACCUAAUUACCUCACGCAAUCCAACCUAAUGUAACCCAAACCCUCGUAGCCAAGCCCAGCCAUACCUAACACAGCCUAACGUAAGUAAAUACACCAAAAUCGAACGAUAAAUACGGUUUUGUCAAUCGAGAAAUGAACUGUAUAUAAGAUUUGAAAUUUGAAGUUCAGUAUAUGAGAGGUGGAGGUGGCGAGCGGACGAGCGUCGUGUGUGUGUUUCAUCACUCUUGUGGCUCACCUCCAGGCCCUACAUCGCUCUCUAAACCCACUAGGGCCACCCUCAGGCCAGGGCACCCUAACUGUGCAAGAAAGGAGUAUAUGGGCAAGAUAGCUCAAAUUUACCCGCGCUAAAUCCGGCAAAACAAUAAAGUUUUGCCGCGCUAAAGCCAGUGUUUCAAACAUUCAAAACAUUGUAGUAUCUCCCGCCGCCACACUAAGCUGGGUGCUCUCUCGCCGCCACAGAGGUGAAGCUGUGGAAGCUUUGCAAGCUUGGGAGAAGAUAGUUUUAAGGAAUAAUUGUUCAAGUCCGCUGUUUUGGCGCCGUGAUUGUCGUGACGUCACCGUUGGUAAAUGCGUUAUAUUGACGAGUGUCGUGUACGUCGACGUCUACAGUGACACCAGCACUACAGUGACACCACCACCAGCACUACAGUGACACCACCACCAGCACUACAGUGACCACCACCAGCACUAGUGACGUCACCAGUUGUGGUAAACAAACCACUGCCACGUGUCUUCACAUAUAUAAACACGUUGUACUGAACGGGGUGAGAAUAGCGUGAGCUCCCUCAUACCUUUGUGUGAGUGUAUUUAUACAUCAAUAAACUGAUUUCUAUUAAAUUUCAAGCAGUCCUGGGCGUGGCGGCAGCCUUCCCUGCCCUCUACACGCUCCUGUGAUACCUUCUACACUGCUCUCUACACCUUCCUGCGACACAAAGUUAAGCAAGAUCUACGUGAUUGUGCCCAGUUUGACCAUUAACUACAGUAUAUGGUAAAAACAAGCAGGGAACUUAAAUGAAGCUGUGAUUGACUUGUAGGUUGUCAGGAGUUGGGCACUCGGCCUUGUUCAGUCUCAUUGUUCACAAGGGUUUGAACAGUUCAUUUUCUAAUUGUCACAACCUUGUGUAUAGUUAAGUUAGGUAAUGUUUGGCUCUGUUGGGUUUUAAAAUCCAUUGGCGAACAGCCGUGUGACUUUUAUCCCUGCUGUCAUUGUGCAAUUACCUGAAUUUACCUGAAGGCCACUAAAACUAGUGGCCUUAAUGAGGACAGGAAGCUGGCGGCUUGUUAAAGACCCCCCCAUUUGUCCUGACGACUUUUUCAAACUGGAUUUUAAAGUUCACCAGUCUUGGCAAUUAAUUACUAUUACCUGUUGUUUAUAAGAAAAUUUGAGCAAGAAAUCACAUACCAUAUCAAGUAUUGAGCUAUUGAAUAACCAAUUAAUUCAACACAAAAUUUCAUAGAAAGCAAAUACAGUACAUGGAAUCUAGACUGAAUUAUAGAUUUCUUCAUUGAAUAUUGGGAAAAUUUAUUCCAUUCCAUUACUGUAUUUAUUUUUGCAUUAUUUCCAGUUACAAUUAGCUUUCCAUUUUUCUAACCACAUUGAAAGCUAAAUUUUUAUAUACUGUAUGUUGCAACAAUUUGGUCAAAAUUGAGAAUUGUGAGGAGAGUUAGCAAAGUAAUUUUUUGCAAUUCACAAAUAUUAUUUGACUGAAAAAGUUUAACCAGUUUAUUUGUGAUUUUUUGGGGGGUUAUCAAAGUUUAAGAUUAAUUUGUUAUUAAUUUGUUACAAUUCUUUUAAUUCUAGUUGGCUGUAGUAUUCAAUCAAUGUCAUCCCAGCAUUUUUAAUGUAUUUAUAUUUUUAGUGGUUAUAUUCAAGCAAUUAUUGAGAGGAAAGGUAACAAUUUCAUAACCAAAAUAAUUGUUAGUGCCAUAAUUGUAAAUUACAUUUGUGAAUGUCAAUAGGGAAACAUUAUUUGACAUCUUGUGUGAGUUGAGCUAAACUAAUCAUGUUGCACAGGGAAAUAGAGGAAAUGAAGACAACCCAAAUAAAGGCAACAUCACCUUCUUGUGAUAAUUUACGUCUAAUCGAAUUUUGGUGGGAAGAAUUCGAUAUGUUUUUGACAGAAGGAUCUAUUUUUGAAAAAGUUUUGGAUCCAUUUUUCCUAAUACAAGUAUUGGUGAAUUCUACCAAGCGGCCAGAUGAAACUCUGAAUGCUUAUACUAGUCGUUUAGAUAAACUAAUUUAUGCACUUGAGGAAGCCCUAAAAAAGUCAGAAUGGACAAACAGUGAUGGUUUCAUGACCCCAGUAGCAAUGGCUAAAUUAGUAGCAUUUGGGUCAUUACAACGAUAUGCUCCUAGAGAAAUUCUACCAAUGUUAAAGAUGGAGAAAUUUGGCCCAGAAAAUGAAAUAGGGGAUGUUUAUGUUGCUAUAGUUAAUGCAGCUUAUGUAAUGUUACCUGACACCAGAUCAUUGCAAACUGAAGAAGCUGUGAAUGUCAUGCCAAGCCCUCAGCACUAUCAUCCAGCACAGUUACACAAUUUUCAGCCGAGAAAACAGAUAGGAGGUCGGAAAGAAACAAAUAUUCCUAGAUUUCCUAGAUGUAACAAUCCACUUCAGAAUGCCACAACAUGUGAUAAUUGCAGAAAGACUGCACUCUUAGUCCAAGAUUGUUGGACUAAGCCACAGGGAACAGUUCCACCUCACCAGUUUGCAUGGUCACCAGAUAAAGGAAAUGACUCAAAGCCUCCAUACUGUUCUUACCAUAAAAAAGUCGGCCACCACACAUUAAUGUGUAGGGCUCGACAAAGGUCCCAACAGGGUAACAAUACAUACCAUCAGUCAUGACGUGGUGGACAGCAUUUUGGUAAUUAUUCUAAUGGAACCAUCAACUGUGCUCCCACUGUAAGACCUAAGAACGACGAGUGUUUUUUUUUUUUUUGUGAAGUUGGCUAUGAUCUCCUGAGACAUCCUAGGUGCUAAUUACAAUAUUCUGUUUAUUCAACAGCAAUCCAUAAAAAGUUUGGACAUAUGAGAGGAGGAUAUCUAAAAUAGGUUAGGUACUGAUUUUUAUGGAAAGCAAGAGACCACGACUCGCACCAGACAUUGACAUCCUCGAUCAAGCCAAUUUAGCAAUGAGAUUAUCAAAACUAUUUGUUGACAUAGCCAAGAUAAAUAUAAUAUUCAUCCCGUUAACGACAUUGCGAGGCAAUUAAAGUUGUUGUCCAAUCCAUUCCUAAGAGAUGUUUGAGGUACAAAGGUUAACAUUAGGGUCUCAUGCUUGUACAGUAUAUCAUGCCCCCUACAAGUAUACCUUGCAAGAAAGUCGCAUAGAGCUACAAGCAAUAGUUAAAUUGGAUCAAAUUUAAAUAAGUGAAAAGCUGUAGACUAUACCUGCCUAAUGCACAAAGGAAGGUGCCGACUUUGCCAGGCCAUCAUGGUUACCCACUGUUUAGACCAGACCAACAAGGUAAACUGACUAAACCUGCCCAGCACAGAGUAAACCACUGGCUGGACCUGACUAACACUGAACCACUGUUAGGAUCAGUUGGUCUGGUCUAAGCAGGGUAAACUGCUGUUUAGACCAGAUCAACAGAAGGUAAACUGCAGCUGUACAUUUUGCCACAUUAGGUUUUCAACUUAUUCAUAUUAAAUGGACAUAAAGUUGUAAUAAAAUAUUGCCAUACUAAAAUGUAAAUGUCAGAACCAGUUACUCGCUGUAGAAUAUAUUAGUGUAAUGAACAUAAUCAAAAGCAAAUUUUUUUAAUAGUUGAUUGCCAAGGAAAGGUUACCCUCUCGUGACGUGACAUUGAUGACUUGGGAAUAAGUAAUCAGAAUCCUGAACAGGAGGGGAAAAGUUCAAUGGUAGAGUGCCCCAGAUCAACCAGUAUUGGUAAUCUCAGUCCCAAUGCAAGUCCCAGGCCAGCUACAGCUAAUAGGGGCCCCUUAUAAGUUGUCAGGAAAGCUUCAUGUAUUAGUGUGGCUGACCAAGAGCAAGUACAGUUUGUGAUAGUUGAAAUUAAAUCUCACCUUCCUAAUUGGAAGCUGUAAGUCUUUCUAUGGCUGUACAGCAGUUCAAUUCACCUAGAACUGUAGUGAUUAUUAGAAAUAUGGUACAAACUUCCUGCUUGUGUAAAUUAGAUGCCAAUCUUGAUAUUUUGUAAUUAUUCUUAUUAUAAAAUUUGCAACAAAAAAUUUAAGCUGGAUAACUUUUUGUAUAUCAAGUGUAAGACUUCCAUUAUUAAAAGUGCAAUUAACCAGUCAUUGAUAUUAAUUAUUGUUAAUUAAAAUAUGAAUAUGUAUUUUCUGGCUAGUUUGCUGUACUAUGGAAUGUACAUAUAUUGGUCAAGUAUCUAUGUCAUCAAUUAUCACAACUAAAAGAUGAAUUCAUCCUCUUGAAUAGUACAUCACAUUUUAACAUAUAAAUCCACUAAGGCCAAAAACUCAUGUACUAAAAAUCAUAGUGGCUCUCAGAAUUGGUGUGAUGUCCUGUUUUCUAUUAUGGAUUCUGUUAGGUUAGGUUUGGGCAAUUCAGUACAUCAGUUAAGUAAUGUUGUGAAUGCUCAAGAGGAUGGGCUGAAAAGAUGGUACAGUAUAGUUAAAUAAAGCACAUCUCUUGUGAGACUGAACAUUGCAUGGAUUUUUAUAAUAAGUUCCAUUGAACAAGUAGUUCUAUUCUCAGGUGAAGUAUGUAAGCUAAUUAUUGUGCUCACUGGAAAAGCAGCCUGUAAUUCUCAUGUGUGCUGAUAGACAGAUCUGCUGCAGUUGCAUGUUGAAUGUAUUGAAUAAUUAGUCUGUAACUAGUUGUGUGUGUGUUAUUUGUAAUCUGUCUACAAUGCCUCAGAUGUGAGACAAAAUAUGUUAAGAGAAUGCAGAUCAUUAAAUGGAGCAAUUAUACAAUUUACAUAA